AUGGCGAAAUGGACCUACUUGGCUUCAGUGGAGCUCCUCUCAACAAGGAAAAGAUUUAUCCCCAAUUAUAAAUGUGAUACUAAGGACUGGGCAGUAUCUGUUAUUGCAGGACCUAACUCUUACAUCUGUCCCUUCAUGGCAAAUGUUUUGAAUGUCUACAAGCUGCCCCAGCUGAUAUAUGGAUCUUCUCCUAUGAGAGAUUACCAGAUACAAGCUGCUUUCUUCCAUCGCUUUUUCCCAAAUGCUGAUCAACAGAUUGUGGGUAUUCUCCAGUUGCUGUUGUAUUUUAGGUGGACAUGGAUUGGGCUCUUUCUCCAAUGUAAUGAGAGUGGAGACAGAUUCGUUCAAAAUGCUGUUCCGUUGUUUUCCCAACAAGGUAUCUGCUUUCAGUUCAUGGGAGAGAUGCCCCAGCAAACAUUUUCUAAUGAUAUCACAGCAGUCUAUAAAGAUUUUAGCAAAAUGUACAUUACUAUCAUGAACAGCAGUACCAAUGUCAUUAUCCUACAUGGUGGAAACGAAGUUACCAUCAUUUUCAGAAUGUUGCCCUAUUAUAGAGAAUUUGAUGAUAUACCCAUCGAGAGAAAAGAUAAAGUUUAUAUAAUGCCAGCCCAGAUGGAGUUUUCAUCCCUUCCCUUUCAAAAAACUAGAGGUAUGGACUUUUUCCAUGGUGUUAUAACUUUUGAAGUUUCUUCCAAGGAGAUUUCUGGAUUUAAUAAAUUUCUUCAGAUGAGAAAUCCAACUUCAGAAGCAGAAGACCAUUUAAUGAGAGUGUUUUGGGAAGAGGCUUUUGAAUGUUCUUUUCCUAAAGAUAAUUUAGAUGAACAUGCUGGGAAGCUGUGUACUGGAGAAGAGAAAUUGGAGAAUCUACCUAAGUCUGUGUUUGACACCACCAUGACUGGACAAAGUUACAGUAUCUACAAUGCCGUUUAUGCUGUGGCACAUGCUUUACAAGUCAUGUUUUCUUCCAAACACAGAACAAGAGCAAAAGUUGGGAGAGAAAUGUCUUUGACUCAAAAGGCAUGGCAGGUUCAACCUCUUUCUGUUUGCAAUGACCAUUGCUAUUCUGGGUGGAGGAAGAUGAAAAUAGAAGGGAAGCCAUUUUGCUGUUAUGCUUGCCUUCCAUGUGCAAAAGGGAAAAUUUCAAAUGAGACGGAUGCGAUUGACUGCUUUCAAUGUUCAGAAGACCAAUUUCCAAACAAGGCUCAAAAUCUUUGUAUUCUAAAAACAACCACCUUCCUGUCUUACAAUGAGCCACUGGGAAUCACCUUGGCCAGUGUUAGUCUCUUCCUUUCUUUCAUCACAGCUUUGGUGCUGGGACUCUUCAUUAAAAAGUGGGACACUCCCAUUGUCAAAGCCAACAACAGGAGCCUCACCUAUAUUCUUCUCAUUGUUCUCCUGCUCUCGUUCCUUUGCAGUUUGCUCUUCGUUGGGCAACCUGACCAAGCAAAAUGUUUCAUGCGACAAGCUGCUUUUGGCAUCAUAUUCUCAGUAGCCCUUUCUUGCAUAUUAGGGAAAACGAUCCUUGUUGUUCUUGCUUUCAUGGCCACCAGGCCAGGUUCCAAAAUGAGGAAAUGGGUGGGGAAUAGGCUGGCUUUUUCUAUUGUCCUAUUUUGCUCCCUGGCACAAUUUACCAUUUGUACUGUGUGGCUGACAAUUUCUCCCCCAUUCCCAGUUUCUGACAUGUACUCCAUGGCUGAAGAAAUUGUUCUACAAUGUAAUGAAGGUUCAACCACAAUGUUUUAUACAGUGCUUGGCUUUCUGGGGUUCUUGACUACUGUCAGUUUCACUGUGGCCUUCCUAGCCAGGAAGUUACCAGAUAGCUUUAAUGAAGCCAAAUUUAUCACCUUCAGCAUGUUGGUCUUUUGUAGUGUCUGGAUAUCAUUUGUUCCAACUUAUUUGAGUACCAAGGGGAAAUACAUGGUGGCUGUGGAGAUCUUCUCCAUUUUGGCUUCAGCAGCUGGAUUACUGCUCUGCAUAUUUUCCCCCAAAUGCUACAUCAUUGUUCUGAGACCUAAUUUGAAUACAAAGGGACAGUUAAUAAAAAAAUAA
Molecule: messenger RNA, 2049 nt
Organism: Ahaetulla prasina
Lineage: Eukaryota; Metazoa; Chordata; Lepidosauria; Squamata; Colubridae
Product: extracellular calcium-sensing receptor-like
Exons: 4
Coding region: 1-2049 (682 amino acids)
Biological process (GO): G protein-coupled receptor signaling pathway
Cellular component (GO): membrane
Molecular function (GO): G protein-coupled receptor activity
Source: RefSeq, a predicted model, not a curated record